Molecule: messenger RNA, 933 nt
Organism: Seminavis robusta
Lineage: Eukaryota; Bacillariophyta; Bacillariophyceae; Naviculales; Naviculaceae
Source: the annotation of a GenBank genome assembly
GCUCGAGGAACCCACGCCACCAAGGGAAGGUUUUCAUUUGUAGAGCCGACGAGAACCUAAUCAACAGGAAGCAACCCAGAUGGCCUUAGCCCGACACACGAUGCCUGCCUGACCAGCUCCUGAUCUUUGGGUUCGGUUGUCUUUGCCGCGAGUUGACAUCUUCAAAGCAUUGAUAGAAUCAUCUCCAUCGAAAAAGAUCCACCAUGACGGGAAGUUGCAAGCUAGCCUUUUGGCUCUUCUUUGGAAUAAGCGCCGCGGCUUUCAGCCCCAAGUCGCAUGUUCCUUUGAACCUCCUCAAGACGACGACGAGCCUGAAACAACAAAAACGACAAGAAGCAAGUCACCAUUACCCCCACAAAGAUUUUCAUCGAGCCAUUGAGCUGGCGGAGGAUCCCGAUGUUGUGGAUAUUGAUGAAAUGCUGCGCCUGGCCGACGAAUUGGAAAAGUACGACGAGUGCUUCUUUGAAAACGGCGAUGAGGCUGCCUGUGAAAAGGAAAAGAUGGACCGCGAGGAUCUUGCCGGGCUGCUUCGGCUGCAGACAGAAGUGUUGCUUCGAGAAGACUACUUGGAAAAGGCCAAUCUGUUCAAGCAUGACGUGGAACAAGCCCGCUUCGAAGAAACAUGGAACGACCACCAGCAGACCAUGGAUAUGUACUCCAACUAUUGAAGAAAGAAAUCUUUGCUGAGUGCAUUGCUUGACCUGAACUGGACUUGAUUGAUUGGCUGAUUAUUGGUGAAGCUGUGUCAAGGCGAGAAGACCCGCUGCACAAUCAUCAAUCAUCUACCAUGUUUGUCCUUGCUAGCAACAUAACGGUACGUGGACAAUGAAAGGCAGACGCAAACAUGGAGCUGCAAAGAGAAAUCUACGACGCUACACUCCCUCAAAUACACAUAUAUUCAAGACCUAUCUAAUCCAUUCAUCUUAUGAUUUC